Messenger RNA from Amoebophrya sp. A25, 1838 nucleotides. Lineage: Eukaryota; Dinophyceae; Syndiniales; Amoebophryaceae. The record is from the annotation of a GenBank genome assembly.
GAUGAGUUUUUGCAUUCGCUUGAAGCUCAGGAUCAUGAGGAAGCUGAUGCGAUUAUUUUGGAAGCUGAUGCGAUGGAGCGGGAAGAGCGCGACGUCGAGGUGAACGACAACGAGUCCUCUGGCUCCAGCUCCUCGAUGUUUCACAACACGUUUACAACCUCUGAGGAGAAUAUACAGAGAGUAUUAAGGCUCAACGUUCAUUGGUCACCAUUUAGGUUGGAGUCACUGAGAUCGAAGAGGCGGCCCCUUCUUGAGAGAACCAACAGGGGAAAUAGACGAAGGGAAAAAGGGACAAUGUUUUGAAAAGAUGGCCCCUUCCGUUGAGCAUCAGUGACCACUGACUGCUGACCUUUAAGAGUAGUAGCUUCUCGAAGGCUUUUAGCAGAUGAAGGUAGUGCCCAGCAACAAGACGAAGAAGAUAAUGAGCGUGAUUCCAGAGGUAAUACAUCAGCAUCAUACAAGGGCUUCAUCGCAGAUGAAAAAGGCGGCAGAGGAGUCAAACUCGACUCAAUGCUGCGGAACUGCGAAUGCCGAGAGGUGUAUGAGGGCGAUCCUUGUCCUUGCACUGGACGUGAUUUACGACAAUAUGGGAAAAUGUGCCACGCGUGGAGCGACGAACUAGUGGGGAAGAGCGUUAAUGAAAAUAGAAAGGAGUUUUUCAUCCGUAAGGAUGGGGAAGCUGAAGCGGGUCGGGGCAUCACGAGAGGACCUGAUCAUGUUCAUCAGGAAGAUGAAGGGGGUCGUGGCAUCACGAGACCUGAUCAUGUUCCUCUUCAUGCAAAGAAAGCAAAAGGCAGCAGUAGGGAAACAGGACAAGCAACUACAGAAGUGGAGUCGCCAACGGCAUCAACAACUUCAUCAAGGUCUUCAUCAAGAUCUUCACCUUUAGCAGCUCUUCUCCCUCAAAUAGUAACCCCUUCACCAGUUGCAGACUAUUUUGAUUCUACGGUAGGGAAUCGAAGUCUGACAGCGAUGGAACUAGUCCAGUUGACGAACGAGGCGCCUGCGCACAAAAAUCAUGAGCAGACAAUAUCCGACAUGUUGCGGGUGGAUCUGUUUUAUGAAACUGACCGACCACUCAGUAUUCUGGAGGUAGAUCUUAGUCUCAUUUUUCUAAGAUGCACAUUAGACAUUAUGAUCAAUCUAUCACCUUGCUAGUUGUGCUCCGUCGUGAGCUUUCAUCUCAGUGUCCUGAGGAUCGAUCACUGGAUCAACAAGCAAUGUACCUUACCUCGUUCUUCCCUCUUCAUUCCUUCCCCGAGAUGAUCAUGGACGGGCCAAGUUUCGAGCCGCUGCCUUGGGGAUUGGAGGCCUACAAAAGACAAAUGGAAGAUCAGUCCUGGCUCUACCUAGGAACAAUAGGGAACCUGGCAACAGCGCAUGAGCUGGAGUGCAUGUUUGCGUUGGAUCCGAGGAAGCGGAAGGAGUGCUGAGCAACAGGAGAACUUCUGAAUAUCGAGUAUCAUCAAUAAAUUGAAAGACUUGAUAAAUAAGACAAGCACUUGAGUUACAACUGGAUCAGGGUACCUAUGCUGAUUCGUCACAUUGAUGAGCUUGAUGAUCUUGCGCCUACCGAAACUCUGGCGCUAUUCUUAUUCACAUUGGUAUUCGUUUUCGUCGCACAAUGUCAAUCUUUCAAUGUUGUAUCCCUUACUGCCAGUCACGACGAGAACGACGAUGACGGGGAACUUCAGCCUCUCAAAACAAAUAAGUACAAGAUCAGGACGAGGAGCGCGUAGGAGCUCAGGGACCUUUAUGAGGCAUACUGCACAUGGGCACAUUGCAAGUCCAGGUGGAAAAGAAGCUGAAGCGUCGGUCAGCGAUACGCAGCUGAGGGG